Molecule: messenger RNA, 339 nt
Organism: Lactuca saligna
Lineage: Eukaryota; Viridiplantae; Streptophyta; Magnoliopsida; Asterales; Asteraceae
Source: the annotation of a GenBank genome assembly
AUGUCACUACAUGGAUCUGAAGUCACCGAGAAUAUCAGCGACCACCGUCUAAUAAUCGGUUUAGACACAGAGUGGCGUGCUUCCUUUCGUUACACCUUCACAAGUGUCGGCAUCCAUACAGAUGCCGAGAUGCUAGUGCGAAAUUAUGGGUUAGGACAUGCGGAUGAUAGGACGAUAUUAGUAGCGAAUGUGAUGGACGUGGUAUGGCUGGCGGUGUCGAUGAAUGGUAACACCAUUAAUGGAUUAGGGUUGAAGUUGUUGGCGAAGAUGUUGCUGAGUAUGGAACCUGAGAAGCCGAAGCGUGUGACGUUGAGUAAGUGGGGCAACCAAUGGCUAUAG